AUGGUAGAUAUUGCAAACAGCAAUGACUACCCUGCGCUUGUGAAACGUAUUAAAGACGGUAUGGAUUGCAACAUCGUUGGAAACAGUAUUACAGGUAUGAAGCAAGCCAAGAACGGCGGAUUACUCCUGGAAGAACGAAGGGAUGUUGCAUCUGUGGAGACCUUAAGGGCUGAGGUAGCCAAAUCAGCGGGACAAGAUGCCAGCGUUAGUAAAGAGGACAUCGCGGACUCCAUUGAAAGGGAGACUGUCGUCGAUAAAUCGAUUAUUUAUGUAGUCAGUCUGAGAGCUCCCUAUGGAGGCACUCAGACAGCAUUGGUGCUCCUGCCUAUUAGCCAGGCACGUGUUAUAGUCGACAAAGGCCAACCGAAGAUCAGUGUCGUGAGCUGCAGGGUACGGCAAGUGGUAAGGAGUGCGAGAUGCUUUAGAUGCCUGGCUUAUGGUUAUGACUCCAAGUCAUGUCAGGGUAUGGAUCGUAGUGCAAAUUGUAAGCGUUGCGGUAAAACAGGGCACAAGGCCAAGGACUGCGUAGCAGAAGCGGACGAAGCAACGGUGUUUAGGUCAGUGUUAGCAAAGGAGUCUCAAGAGGCACAUUCGCAACUGAAAUUUUAA
Molecule: messenger RNA, 609 nt
Organism: Sipha flava (yellow sugarcane aphid)
Lineage: Eukaryota; Metazoa; Arthropoda; Insecta; Hemiptera; Aphididae
Exons: 2
Coding region: 1-609 (202 amino acids)
Molecular function (GO): zinc ion binding; nucleic acid binding
Source: RefSeq, a predicted model, not a curated record